CCAAAACUCCCGGCUGCGUGCUGGGCAUGUCUCCUCCUUGGGCUCCAGCUCACAGAGAGGGACUCCCAGUAUUGAGAAUUGCAAGGUUUAAAAGGGACAGGGCUCGAUUCCUAGAGCGGAAGGGGAUUUGGGGUGGGGGCGCUUCCCUCCAGAGCAAGAGCCCCUCCCUCCGAAGCUCCUCCCUGCCUGGCUUCCCGAGGGGGGGGGGGAGAAGGAGCCUCUGUCUUUCCCAGGUGCUGCAUCCGUCGGUGGCCCCUCCUGAAACCCAGGCUUGGUAGCACCUCCAAUUACAACAACCUUCAUCUUGGGACUAAAAAGACAAAGAAGAUCCUUUUGCCAUGUUGGAGGCUUUGAUAAAACACAGUUCAAAGAUGGAAGAGGGAGACUCAGCUGCCCCUGAAGAAGGAAGAGGCCUCAAUACCAUCAAGACUUGGAGCAGUGGGGAAUUCUGGGAAAGCACCAUGCAGAAGAUCCAUUGCGAAGAGAACACCUUCAGCUCACAUGUCCAGUGUCAGUGUUUCAGGCAGUUCCAUUACCAGGAGGCUGUGGGACCUAGAGAGGUUUGCAGUCGGCUCCACAAUCUCUGUCAUGUGUGGCUGAAGCCAGAGCUACACACAAAAACUCAGAUCCUGGACUUGGUGAUCCUGGAGCAGUUCCUGAGGAUCCUUCCACCGGAGAUGGAGAUCUGGGUGAGGGAAUGUGGAGCAGAGACCAGUUCCCAGGCAGUGGCCCUGGUGGAAGGUUUCCUCCUGAGCCAGGCAGAGGAAAAGAAGCAGGAAGAGCAGCAGGUAAAGGGUCUGGUUGCAGAAGUUGCCUCUGAUGUGGCAGAGAAGACUCCACUGGACACCAUGCAGAGGCUGCUGGGAGAUGGAAAGAUGCCAACAAAAUCUUCUCAGCCACCAACUCUUUCCAUUGGAGUAGAAGGAGCUGCUGUGGAACCAGAUCAGAGUCCGGUGUCCUUUGAGGAUGUGGCUGUGCAUUUCACAGAAGAGGAGUGGGCCCUGCUGGAUCCUGACCACAGAGCUCUGCAUAGGGAAGUCAUGGAGGAGAAUUUUGGGAUUGUGGCCUCUCUCGAUGGUGACGAAUGGGAAACAAAGAAUAAGGGAGAAUUACAUGGGAAAGAGACACAGGAAAGAGACAGAUCUAAAAAGAGGGGAGAGCAGAGAAUGAAAACUGGCACAAAAGAGAAGAGGAGAAAUCGAUCCUUUGCUUCUCAGGGCAGUGUGUGCCAUGAAAUUUCAGUCCGAGAAAAAGCAGAGAAAAGGAAGAAAAGAAGUAAGUAUUCUGGUUAUUGGAAAAGUCUCAAUUCUAAAAGAACAUGCAAACCCCACUGCAUAAACAACAAAGGCAAGAAACGAGAUAACUGCCUGGAAUGUGAAAAGGGCCUCAUUUGUAAGGAUAGACACUCUUACCAUCUAAUAAUUCACACAGGGGAGAAACCAUAUAAGUGCUUGGAGUGUGGAAAGAGCUUCAGCUGCAAGAAAAUUCUCACUUACCAUCAAAGAAUUCACACAGGGGAGAAACCAUAUAAGUGCUUGGAGUGUGGAAAGAGCUUCACGCAUAACAGCAGUCUCACUUACCAUGAUAGAAUUCACAGAGGUGAGAAACCAUAUAAAUGUUUGGAAUGUGGAAAAAGCUUCCUUUACAGUUCUGACCUUAUUGCCCAUAAUAGAAUCCAUACAGGGGAGAAACCAUAUCAAUGCAUGCAAUGUGGAAAGAGCUUCACACAGAAAACAAAUCUCACUCGACAUCAAGGAAUUCACACAGGGGAGAAACCAUAUCAAUGCUUGGAGUGUGGAAUGAGCCUAAGUUCGCGUUUUAACCUUUCUUGCCAUCAAAAAAUGCAUACUGGGGAGAAACCAUAUAACUGCUUGACAUGUGGAAAGAGCUUUACCCGCAAGUAUGGACUCAUUCAUCAUCAAAGAACACACACUAGGGAGAAACCAUAUCAAUGCAUGGAAUGUGGAAAGAGCUUCAGUAGAAAUACCUCUCUCACUCGCCAUCAAAUAACUCACAGUGGGGACAAACCAUAUAAAUGCGUGGAAUGUGGAAAGACCUUCGAUAACAGUUCUGACCUUUCUUCCCAUCAUAGAAUUCAUACCAAGGAGAAACCACAUAAAUGCAUGGAAUGUGGAAAGAGCUUUAUGUGGAAGAUGCAGCUUACCAAUCAUCAAAAUAUUCACACAGGGGAGAAAACAUAUAAAUGCUUGGAAUGUGGAAAGGACUUCAGCUGCAAGAAAACAUUCACAUGCCAUCAAAGAAUUCAUACAGGGGACAAACCAUAUAAAUGCCUGGAAUGUGGAAAGAGCUUCCUUCGCAGUGAUCAUCUUACUUCCCAUCAAAGAAUUCAUACAGGGGAGAGGCCAUAUAAAUGCUUGGAAUGUGGAAAGAGCUUCCUUCGCAUUUCUAGCCUUUCUUCCCAUCAAAGAAUUCACACUGGGGAGAAACCACAUAAAUGCUUGGAAUGUGGAAAAAACUUCCGCCACAACUCCAGCUUUUCCUUUCAUCAAAGAAUUCACACUGGGGAGAAACUACAUAAAUGCUUGGAAUGUGGAAAGAGCUUCAGCUGCAAGAAAGGUCUUGCUUCCCAUCAAAGAUUUCACAAAGGGGAGACUGCAUAGAAAGACUUUGGAUAUAUUUGUUUCAAAUACAAUAGGGCCCCACUCAUAAGGUGGGUUAGGUUCCAGACCCCCACCGAAAAGUGAAAAUCGCCAAAAAGUGGAUCAAAGGCAGCGUUAGGCAGGGGCUGGAACCUAACCCGCCUUAUGAGUGGGCUGUAGCCAGGCCAUCAGAAGCAGCGAUGAGGGCUGUUGGGUGUUUUCUUUUUUUGGUGCGGUUUGCCUGUUUGGCUCUUCAGCCGGCUGAGGGGAGUAGCCGUACCACCAGCAGCUGCUUCCAUUCUCCCCCUACACUCCCGCCUCUUCCCCGCGCAUGCGGCACCCUCCCUUUCCCCCCACCCCCGCCUUCACCUGGAUGGUCCACAUUGUGGCAGCAUCGGGGGCCUCCUCCCUCUCCUCGUCCCCCUUCUCCCCAAUGCCUUCAGCAGGCCUCUUCGAGUACGAGGGCUGCAAGAUGGGGAGGGGGACCUACGGGUACAUCUACAAAGCGGGUUCUGGUGCCUCCUCGUUGAGCCCUACCUCCUGGCACUGCCCUCGGCAUUGGCUGCACCGGGAGGCUCGCCUCUUCGGUCCGGCCCACUUUGCCCUUGCUGCAGGCCGGAGAGAGGGGGGAAGAGAGGCUGGCGCUGCUUCUUUCUCCUCCUCCUCCGGCCAGCUCCGGGUGUCCUGGUCCAGGGCUGAGGCAGACAGCGCUGCUGCAGCCGGCACCAAGAAGCUUCCCCGCCUCCCACUCUUCCCAGCAUGCCUGACCACCGUAUUAGCAGAAUGCCAAGAAGCGGGCCCCUACUGUACUUCAGAACACCAGUCAAUAUGAAUCCUGGGGAAGGGAGAAAUAUAAGGAACAGUAUAUGCAUGUAAAAUAAAUACAAACAUCAAAUGGGAAAAUAAAGAGGCGAAUAGACUAUAUGAAA
Messenger RNA from Rhineura floridana, 3529 nucleotides. RefSeq names its product zinc finger protein 883-like. The transcript has 6 exons. The coding region runs from base 339 to 2621 and encodes 760 amino acids. Gene Ontology annotation, biological process: regulation of transcription by RNA polymerase II. NCBI's taxonomy places the organism in Eukaryota, Metazoa, Chordata, Lepidosauria, Squamata, Rhineuridae. The record is from RefSeq and is a predicted model, not a curated record. Gene Ontology annotation, molecular function: DNA-binding transcription factor activity; RNA polymerase II cis-regulatory region sequence-specific DNA binding.